This is a messenger RNA of Serinus canaria (Common canary), 1679 nucleotides long. It is a transcript of the gene CALM1, whose product is annotated as calmodulin 1. Lineage: Eukaryota; Metazoa; Chordata; Aves; Passeriformes; Fringillidae. The transcript has 6 exons. Gene Ontology annotation, molecular function: calcium ion binding. The coding region runs from base 140 to 589 and encodes 149 amino acids. The record is from RefSeq and is a predicted model, not a curated record.
CCCACGUAUAUAGCGGGCGGCGCAGGCUCACAGACACAGCACUCUGUGAGCCGCGCCGGGAGGAGGCAGCAGUUGCCGCCGCCGCCGCUCGUGGUCGCGCAGUUCGUGCAGCCGCCGCCGGGCCCGCCGCCGCCGCGCCAUGGCUGAUCAGCUGACUGAAGAACAGAUUGCUGAAUUCAAGGAAGCCUUUUCCCUAUUUGACAAAGAUGGUGAUGGUACUAUCACAACAAAAGAACUGGGAACUGUCAUGAGGUCACUGGGUCAAAAUCCAACAGAAGCAGAAUUGCAGGAUAUGAUCAACGAGGUAGAUGCCGAUGGCAAUGGGACUAUCGACUUCCCUGAAUUUUUAACCAUGAUGGCCAGAAAAAUGAAGGACACAGACAGCGAGGAAGAAAUCCGUGAGGCAUUCCGAGUCUUUGACAAGGAUGGCAACGGCUAUAUCAGUGCAGCAGAACUACGCCAUGUUAUGACAAACUUAGGAGAAAAGCUAACAGAUGAAGAAGUAGAUGAAAUGAUCAGAGAAGCAGACAUUGAUGGGGAUGGGCAAGUCAACUAUGAAGAAUUCGUACAGAUGAUGACUGCAAAGUGAAGAGACCUCCUUUACACCUUUUUUCCUCUAGAAGAAUCAAAUUGAAUCUUUUACUUACCUCUUGCAAAAAAAAAUGUUCAUUUAUUCAUUCUGUUUCUGUAUAGCAAAACUGAAUGUCAAAUUACCUUCUGUCCACAAACUGCAUGUAAUGGUUGGUGGUCCUGUCCCUAAAAGAUAAAGUUAAACAUCAGUUUUACAAUAUAAAUAAUUGUACUACCUUGAAAAUAAAAAAAAAAAAGGAAGCACUUAGUGAACUCAAAAGUUCCAUUUGCUAAUGACUAUUACACUGUUUGGGCUGGCCAGUUUUUCAUGCAUGCAGCUUGACAAUUGAGCACAGUCAGACAUGUGUAUUAAAAGGAAAAAAAAACCUAAAGGAUCCACUCUCUUGUUCAAUAGUGGAUUCUAGUUCAAUUUGUAGUAUAAAUUGUCAUAGCUGGUUUACUUUAAAAUUGGUUUAUACCUCAGGAUGGUAUGCAGCAAAAUGGUUGAAGGAUGCAAAACUUAAAGAAAAUGCCCUAAAGGUUGAAUGGUUCUCCUGUACGUAGCAGUGUGCUCCAAAAAUAGGAUGAUCUUAACUAUGGAUGGCAUGUCUGUGUUAAAAUACUGGUUUAACAUUGUCUGCAUUGCACUAUAGUGAAACGGGUGUCAGGCUGUUACCGUUCACAAAAUUUUUAAAAGAAACCUUCACCAAGGGAGCAUCUUUGGACUCUCAUAUUUUUAAAACCUUCUGUACCAUGACUUGGAGCUGGCGGAGUAGCCUGUGGACUUCAGCACAACUAUCAACAUUGCUGUUCAAGAUAUUACAGUUUAUGUCCAUUCCAAGUUGUAAAUGCUAGUCUUUUUUUUCCAAUAAAAGACCAUUAACUUAAAGGUGGUGUUAAAUGCUUUGUAAAGUUAAAAUAUAUAUAUAUAAUUGAGAUAAUAAACCAAAAAAGCAGUAGGAAGGAAGUGUUUCUAUGAAUGACUUGCUGCUAAAUUAUAAUGCACAUGUAUGCAAUAAGUUAUCCCCUAUCUUUUCAAGAUGGCAAGAACUGACCUCCUGUAACCCAAGACCUUUGCUAUAAAUAAAUGAACUUGUGCUUGCCUUUCA